UGCGCCCGCGUCCCCGAGCCCGGCCCCGGCAUGCAGCUCCCCCGCGCGCUGGCCGCGCUGUGCGGCGCGCUGCUGCUCUGCGCCUCCGGCCUCUUCGCCGCCUCGGGUGACUUUUGUGACUCCAGCUUGUGCCUGAAUGGAGGGACCUGCUUGGUGGGCCAGGAAAGUGACUUCCACUGCCUCUGUCCCGAAGGCUUCACGGGUCUAGUUUGCAACGAGACGGAGAAAGGUCCCUGUUUCCCGAACCCCUGCUGGAAUGGUGCCGAAUGCCAGGUGAUUGAGGGCACACACCGAGGGGAUGUCUUCACUCAGUACUUCUGCCAGUGCCCUCAGGGCUUCUUCGGCGUUCACUGUGAGACUACGGGCAAGAAGAUCCAGCACAACACGAGGGGAGACCACCUGUCCUUCACAGCCAUCCCCACCCUGGUCCCCAUGUCUGCUCUUUCCAACAAGCAGGCCCAAACCUCUCAGUGCUCUACGAAGCUAGGCAUGGAGGGAGGCGCCAUUGCUGACUCUCAGAUCUCCGCCUCAUCCGUGUACAUUGGCUUCCUGGGUGUGCAGCGCUGGGGCCCAGAGCUGGCCCGCCUGCACCGCACAGGCAUCGUCAAUGCCUGGAAGGCCAGCAACCAUGACAGCAAUCCCUGGAUCCAGGUGAACCUCCUGCGGAAGAUGCGGGUGUCAGGCGUGGUGACGCAGGGCGCCAGCCGUGCCGGGAGGGCAGAGUAUCUGAAGACCUUCAAGGUGGCCCACAGCCUGGACGGACGCAAGUUCCGCUUCAUCCAGGAUGAGCGUGGGUCUGGAGACAAGGAGUUCGAGGGGAAUGUGGACAACAACAGCCUGAAGUUUAACAUGUUCAGCAUCCCCUUGGAGGCCCAGUACGUGAGACUGUACCCUGUGUCAUGUCACCGGGAGUGCACACUCCGCUUUGAGCUCCUUGGCUGUGAGAUCCACGGCUGCUCUGAACCUUUGGGCCUGAAGGACAACAGGAUUCCCGACCGCAGGAUCACAGCAUCUAGCACCUAUAAGACCUGGGGCCUGCCCGCCUUUGCCUGGUACCCUCACUUAGCACGGCUGGACAUGCAGGGCAAGUUCAACGCCUGGACCGCCCAGAGCAACACGGAUUCCGAGUGGCUGCAGGUUGACCUGGGUUCCGAGAAGCAGGUGACGGGCAUCAUCACCCAGGGAGCUCGUGACUUUGGCCAUAUCCAGUAUGUGGCCUCCUACAAGGUGGCCUACAGCAACGAUGGUGUGAAGUGGACAGAGUAUGAGGAACAGGGGAGCAGCAAGGUGUUCAUUGGGAACUCGGACAACUACUCGCACAAGAAGAACGUGUUCGAGACGCCCUUCGUGGCUCGCUACGUGCGUGUCCUGCCCGUUACCUGGCACAACCGCAUCACGCUGCGCCUGGAGCUGCUGGGCUGUUAGCGCUCCACCUGCAAACCUAAGUGACCCAAAGGCUGGAGGCCGAGGGGCCCCCCUCGCCCCUGCUUCCCAGGCCCUGCUGCCCCCUGUGGCCAGCUGCCUCCUGAUUGGACCGGGGUUAAGAGAGUGCGGGGUGGGGGUGCGGAGGCGCCAGCAUUGAUGGCACCAAGCAGUCUCCAUCUACGUCCCCCUCCCCCUGCAGCCCCUUAGGCCCCUGGCGUCAGUCCUGCCAACCUAUUUUUCUCAGGCACUGCAGAGUUGGGUAGAUCUGGGAUGAACAGGGAAGGGGUAAGCCCUGGCUUCCACCACACACACUGCCUCCCCCAACCACCCAGGUCCCUGUCUCCCUGCCUGGCGGCGGGGGG
Jaculus jaculus (lesser Egyptian jerboa) is the source of this 1787-nucleotide messenger RNA. RefSeq names its product milk fat globule EGF and factor V/VIII domain containing (gene Mfge8). The record is from RefSeq and is a predicted model, not a curated record. Lineage: Eukaryota; Metazoa; Chordata; Mammalia; Rodentia; Dipodidae. The transcript has 10 exons. Bases 31 to 1425 code for a protein of 464 amino acids.